Oryzias latipes (Japanese medaka) is the source of this 2142-nucleotide messenger RNA. RefSeq lists its product as uncharacterized. The record is from RefSeq and is a predicted model, not a curated record. Gene Ontology annotation, cellular component: membrane. Lineage: Eukaryota; Metazoa; Chordata; Actinopteri; Beloniformes; Adrianichthyidae. Gene Ontology annotation, molecular function: signaling receptor activity. Gene Ontology annotation, biological process: adaptive immune response.
AUUUUCUAUCUCAUGUAGAAGACAGAUCAUCCUUUCACAUCAAAACAGGAAGUGUGCAGUGUCUUGAUUUAGCCUAUUUGAAUGUUCUAGAGGAAACAACUGCAGCAUUCACAUCUGACUGUUCAAGAUGGCAGCGCUGUUCUUUUCAUUAUUGCUGUUCUGUCUUGUUGCUUGGUCAGAGGGCAAAAACAUUUAUUCUCGAAACGAAGGUGAAAAUGUCACUCUGACGUGUUCAUCAAGUACAAAUACUGGCUACAUUGGAUUAUAUCUGUAUCAUUCUUUAAAUGAGACAAAAGAGGUUUUGUUCCUUAACAGUCAGUCUCCAGAACCUUCUGUUCGAGCUAACUACAAAGGCAAAGUUGUCUGGAAUGGAUCUUUCACAACCCUCAACAUCACAUUGACAAACCUGACUGCCAACAGUGAGGGUAUCUACACCUGCGAGUACAAAUCACAUUCACACGAACCUCGGAUGUCCCAAAUCUACGGACUUCAUAUCAAAGGCCUAACAGAACAGAGAUGCAACAUGAUAGAGUCGACUAAAGCUUGCCCCUCAGAUUCACGCAUCCUGAUGAAAGCUAUCAUUCUCAUUUGCAUUUUCUUCAUGGUGAUAGUGUUCAUCCUCGUGUUUCCAAAGAUAAAACAAAGAAUGAACAGGGAAAACACCACAGAACAGAAUGCAACAAAAGGUCCCAGACCCUUCACUGAAUUUGUGUAUGAAGACAUGAGAAAGAACUCUGUUUACUCCCGUGUAGGUCAUCCGCAGUACCCACAAGCCUGACAAACUAGAGCAGCAUUACUGUAAAAACUUUAAAAAAUAUCCAAAAGGAAUUUGACAUAAGGUUCAUGUUUUUUUAUUAUCUAUUCUUGUCAGUUAUUUUACAUUUUAUUACUCUUUAUGAUCCACUUUGUGAGUUAGUUGGAAGCCUAACUUGUUAGGAAAUUUGAUUGAGGAAAUGAAAAAAAACAAAGGGGAGGAUGUAAAUGAAUAAACUUUCAUGCAGCAACAUUUUCUUACAAUACUGACCACUAAUUAAUGAAAUGUUUGCUAUUGGUUUCUUGAAGCACUUGGAAAAAAACAGAUUACGGGAUCCUAUUUUUAAAAAAUCAAUCUUCAAAAAGUGAGCAGUAUGACUGAUUAAAAGUUCUUUAUGUGCAAAAGUUAACAUUUUCUGUUAAUAAUAAAUGUGUUUUGUAAAAAAUAUUUUAAAAUGUUUCAUGGAUUAAAGGUGUGUUAUAAUUUUAAAACAGUAAUUCCAUUAUAACUAUUUUAUUUUCAUACUAUGGUUGAAAACAAGAGAUGCUAUGAAAAGAAAUAGCUUCAUUUUGUGUCCGUGGUCUUGUGUCUGCACGCAAUGACAGUUUGUCCAUCUGAGGAGCAACAUCAAAGUGUGGACUACUUUAUUCUGCUUUAAAAUAAAGACCCUACAUGAUGUCAAAGCGACUGCUUGGCCAACUAAAGGAAAAAUGAGGAGAUGAUGGAUGAAGAUGGUGAACCAGCCCCAGAAAUGGACCAGGAGUCAUCCAGUUCACCUCACUGAGGAGUCAUUUCAAGCAACAAGUGGAGCUCGUGUCCUCAGGACCAGAAAAGAAAGAAAAACUGUUUUCUCUUGGAUUUGAAGGCAGGACUUAGACUACGCUUAGAACUUAACAUAUGAUGAUGCCAAGCUGUUAUCCCAAUUAUAUCAUGGACACUUACAAAAGAAAUAAAUAUUCAAUAAUUUUCAAGUACUUUAUUCUUCUUAUUUGUUUGGUUAAGAUUCCUUUUUUUUUGUUUUUGCAAAAAGCGCACCAUUUGUUGUGCAAUGUGGCGCUCAGCCACAGACCUUGACUGCAGUGGCUAAGGAAACGGAUACAUAUGCAGGUUGUCAUGAUUGGUUGAAUAAAGUCUCUGUUCAGAGAUAAAUUUCUCCUCUGAUCGCUUGUUUUUAUCCAGAUGAUGAAGCAAAAGUUUGUUUCAAAGAAACAGUUCAGUUCUUCCAGUGUCACCUCCUCAUCUUCUUCCCCUUCUUCUCCUCUUCUCCUCUGCUGCAUCCCAGUCUUCAAAGUGAUUAAAAUUCAGCAAACUAUAAAAUCAAGUGUCUUUUUGACUGUCUUCUUGUUGUAAUAAACUAAAUAAAGUAUUUCAACAUAUGUAUUAUGGUU